This is a messenger RNA of Lineus longissimus, 12020 nucleotides long. Its product is annotated as serine/threonine-protein phosphatase 6 regulatory ankyrin repeat subunit B-like. NCBI's taxonomy places the organism in Eukaryota, Metazoa, Nemertea, Pilidiophora, Heteronemertea, Lineidae. Gene Ontology annotation, molecular function: protein binding. The transcript has 2 exons. The record is from RefSeq and is a predicted model, not a curated record. Bases 583 to 6006 code for a protein of 1807 amino acids.
ACAGCUGACAUCAAGUUAGGUGUAAUAUAGAACAGGUUUGCCUUUAGUUGGAUUUUGUUCAAGUAGUUUGUGCCUUGAUAAGCACACAAUAACCAGAUUUAUCAACAGAAACAUUGGUUGAGUAUACAAAUUCUUCGGUGUGUGACUUAUCUGAUAUACAAGCAUGCAGCUUCGCCAAUGGAUGGAAAUAAAUUGUUAUCUCAGCCACAUAUCCUUCGCCAAUGGAUGGAAAUAAAUUGUUAUCUCAGCCACAUAUGCGAACAGGAAGGAGUUCAAGGUGAAGUCCAACAUACCAGUGUUAAAAGUUAAAUCACUUUCUUUUGGUCACAUUUGAGGAAGCUAUGCAAAACACAUACUUUUCAAUGGAUCUUCCAUGGAGAGUUGGCAACAUGUAUGCACAUUUUGAAGCAUAACGCUAUGAAAUAUAAGUUUUCAUAUCAAAACUCAAGGCACUGGAUGACAUUAGAAUAUACCUUCCAUAUCUAGUGAAUAGAGACUUAGCUCACGACACCAUCUCAAAGGAUCCUCGGAAAAAGGAAUAGUCACAGACCAACCGGUUGAUACAAGAACUAUAGCGGUUUGAUGAUGGAGGAGACACAAGCAAAAACAGCUGACCAACGACUGUUGGAUGCAGUAGAUGAGGGGAAAUUGAAAGAUGUUAAACACGCAAUCACCGCUGGUGGGGAUGUGAACCAGAAAGACAAAGAUGGUAAGCUACUUGUGCAAAUAGCUAUUAAAAACCUCAUUCAAGCACUAAAAGACCAAGACCAGGCUACAACUCAAGAUGCAAAGAAAGCAAUUGUAAUAGAAUUAGUAGAGCAUCAUGCCAAUGUCAAUGAACAGGGUGUAUAUGAUACAACUGCGUUAGGAUAUUUGCUAGCAUGGCAAUUAAAUUCAUUAUACAAUGAAAGGCAAAAACUGAUUCUGCUUGAUGUUGUUAGAGUGUUGUUAAAUAAUGGUGCUGAUGUCAACAUCAAGGAUAUUGGUGGUAAAUCUCCUUGGCACAGAGCAGCUAAGACCCCUUCCAUUGAACUUCUGAAGUUAUUUUUUGAGAACCAGUCUGAUGUAAAUGUCAGGGGUACAGGUGAUCAAACCGCACUUCAUACUGCUGAUGACACAGACAUUGUUAGAUUAUUGAUAGAAAACAAGGCUAAUGUCCAUGCUACAGACAAAGUAGGCAGAAGUCCACUCUCGUAUGCGGCACAGAGACGUAACAUUGAUGUAGUCAGAUUAUUGAUAGAAAACAAGGCUGAUGUCAAUGCUAAAGACAUAGUAGGCAGAAGUCCACUCUCGUAUGCGGUCGAGGAAGGUGACAUUGAUGUAGUCAGAUUAUUGAUAGAAAACAAGGCUGAUGUCCAUGCUACAGACAAAAUAGGCAGAAGUCCACUCUCGUAUGCGUUACAGGGAGGUAACACUGAUGUAGUCAGAUUAUUGAUUGAAAACAAGGCUGAUGUCCAUGCUACAGACAAUGCAGGCAGAAGUCCACUCUCGUAUGCGGCACAGAGAGGUGACAUUGAUGUAGUCAGAUUAUUGAUAGAAAACAAGGCUGAUGUCCAUGCUACAGACAUUGCAGGCAGAAGUCCACUCUCGUAUGCGGCACAGAGAGGUGACAUUGAUGUAGUCAGAUUAUUGAUUGAAAACAAGGCUGAUGUCCAUGCUACAGAAAAAGCAGGCAGAAGUCCACUCUCGUAUGCGGCACAGAGAGGUGACAUUGAUGUAGUCAGAUUAUUGAUAGAAAACAAGGCUGAUGUCCAUGCUACAGAUGAUAAAGGCAGAAGUCCACUCUGGUAUGCGUUACAGGGAGGUGACAUUAAUGUUGUCAGAUUAUUGAUAGAAAACAAGGCUGAUGUCAAUGCUACAGACGAUGAAGGCAGAAGUCCACUCUCGUGUGGGGUACAGAGAGGUGACAUUAAUGUUGUCAGAUUAUUGAUAGAAAACAAGGCUGAUGUCCAUGCUACUGAUGAUAAAGGCAGAAGUCCACUCUCGUAUGCGUUACAGAGAGGUAACAUUGAUGUAGUCAGAUUAUUGAUUGAAAACAAGGCUGAUGUCAAUGCUAGAGACAAAGCAGGCAGAAGUCCACUCUCGUAUGCGUUACAGGGAGGUAACAUUGAUGUAGUCAGAUUAUUGAUAGAAAACAAGGCUGAUGUCCAUGCUACAGACAAUGAAGGCAGAAGUUCACUCUCAUACGCAGCAGAGAGAGGUCACAUUGAUGUAGUCAGAUUAUUGAUAGAAAAUAAGGCUGAUGUCAAUGCUACAGACAAAGAAGGCAAAAGUCCACUCCUGUAUGCGUUACUUGAAGGUAACAUUGAUGAAGUCAGAUUAUUGAUUGAAAACAAGGCUGAUGUCCAUGCUACAGACAAGGUAGGCAGAAGUCCACUCUCGUAUGCGGCACAGAGAGGUGACAUUGAUGUAGUCAGAUUAUUGAUAAAAAACAAAGCUGAUGUCAAUGUUACAGACGAUGAAGGCAGAAGUCCACUCUCGUAUGCGGCACAGAGAGGUUACAUUGAUGUAGUCAGAUUAUUGAUAGAAAACAAGGCUGAUGUCAAUGCUACAGACAAAGUAGACAGAAGUCCACUCUCGUAUGCAGUACAGAGAGGUGACAUUGAUGUAGUCAGAUUAUUGAUAGAAAACAAGGCUGAUGUCCAUGCUUCAGACGAUGAAGGCAGAAGUCCACUCUCGUAUGCGUUACAGGGAGGUGACAUUGAUGUAGUGAGAUUAUUGAUAGAAAACAAGGCUGAUGUCCAUGCUACAGACAAAGUAGGCAGAAGUCCACUCUCGUAUGCGGCACAGAGAGGUAAAAUUGAUGUAGUCAGAUUAUUGAUAGAAAACAAGGCUGAUGUCCAUGCUACAGACAAAGUAGGCAGAAGUCCACUCUCGUAUGGGGCACAGGGAGGUAACAUUGAUGUAGUCAGAUUAUUGUUAGAAAACAAGGCUGAUGGCCAUGCUACAGACAAAGUAGGCAGAAGUCCACUCUCGUAUGCGGCACAGAGACGUAACAUUGAUGUAGUCAGAUUAUUGAUAGAAAACAAGGCUGAUGUCCAUGCUACCGACGAAGUAGGCAGAAGUCCACUCUCGUAUGCGGCCGAGGAAGGUGACAUUGAUGUAGUCAGAUUAUUGAUAGAAAACAAGGCUGAUGUCCAUGCUACAGACAAUGAAGGCAGAAGUCCACUCUCGUAUGCGUUACAGGGAGGCGACAUUGAUGUCGUCAGAUUAUUGAUAGAAAACAAGGCUGAUGUCCAUGCUACAGACAAUGAAGGCAGAAGUCCACUCUGGUAUGCGUUACAGGGAGGUGACAUUGAUGUAGUCAGAUUAUUGAUAGAAAACAAGGCUGAUGUCCAUGCUACAGAUAAUGAAGGCAGAAAUCCACUCUUAUAUGCGGCACAGAGAGGUAACAUUGAUGUAGUCAGAUUAUUGAUAGAAAACAAGGCUGAUGUCAAUGCUACAGAUAAUGAAGGCAGAAGUCCACUCUUAUAUGCGGCACAGAGAGGUAACAUUGAUGUAGUCAGAUUAUUGAUAGAAAACAAGGCUGAUGUCCAUGCUACAGACAAUGAAGGCAGAAGCCCACUCUCGUAUGCGGCAGAGAGAGGUGACAUUAAUGUAGUCAGAUUAUUGAUAGAAAACAAAGCUGAUGUCAAUGUUUCAGACAAUAAAGGCAGAAGUCCACUCUCGUAUGCGGCACAGAGAGGUGACAUUGAUGUAGUCAGAUUUUUGAUAGAAAACAAGGCUGAUGUCCAUGCUACAGACUUUGAAGGCAGAAGCCCACUCUCGUAUGCGGCAGAGGAAGGUUACAUUGAUGUAGUCAGAUUAUUGAUAGAAAACAAGGCUGAUAUCAAUGUUACAGACAAUGAAGGCAGAAGUCCACUCUGGAAUGCGUUACGGGGAGGUGACAUUGAUGUUGUCAGAUUAUUGAUAGAAAACAAUGCUGAUGUCCAUGCUACAGACAAUGAAGGCAGAAGUCCACUCUGGUAUGAGUUACAGGGAGGUGACAUUGAUGUAGUCAGAUUAUUGAUAGAAAACAAGGCUGAUGUCAAUGCUACAGACAAAGUAGGCAGAAGUCCACUCUCAUAUGCGGUACAGAGAGGUGACAUUGAUGUUGUCAGAUUAUUGAUAGAAAACAAGGCUGAUGUCAAUGCUACAGACAGCGGAGGUCUCAAGCUACUUUGUCUUGCAACACAAAACAAAGAAAUAUUCGAUGAACUGCUUAGAUGUGGGGCAGAAAUUGAUGUCUCAGAUCAAAGAGGUCUAAGUAUCCUACACAUUGGAUUAGCGAGUGUUAGUGAGAGCUUAUUGUAUGUUCUUGUGGAAACUGUCAAUGCUCCUGGAAGUUACAACAGGACAAUGCUUUAUGUCGCUGCAGCGCUUGGGCUCACUAAACACAUGGCAGUCUUGCUCCGAUAUCGUGGAAUAAAUGUGAAUGCCUGUGACAUCUUCGGCAUGACUUGUCUUCAUUAUGCAACAAUAAUAGGAAAUGAAGACAUAAUCCGUAACCUUCUCAAGGCAGGGGCCGAUAUUGGAGCACUGGAUACUGCAGGGAGGUCUGUUUUGCAUAUUGCAGCAAUCUAUGGACAUUGCAAAUUGAUAGAAACUUUCACUCAAAUUCAAAAGGACUUGCUUCCUCAUGCAGGAGACAACCAAGGACGGAAUUGCCUACACUAUGCUGUAAUCUACAGAAGAGAUGAAGUAGUAAAACUACUUCUCAAUGAUCAACCAGAUUCUCAAAUUAAUUCUAUCAAGGACAAUAAGGGAAAGAAGCCAAUGGACUAUCUGUACAAAUUUGAGGAAAACACUUUGAUAUGGAAACUGUUUGGCAAUCAAUCUCCAGUUAUCAAAAUUAUCAACGAAUACACUGACCUCUCAUGCCACAAGAGUGAAACAAAUCUCUUAGAGGUAUCAAAACAGUGUGGUAUCGGCUCUGUCAAGACAAUUUUAGGUUUUGAUCUGACAACUUUUGCAAAACAAAUCAAAUCAAAAGUUGAAGAGGUGAUCCGUGAAGCUAUACCACAGUCUGGUGAUGUUGAAGUCAUUGGCUGUGGAAGUUCCUCUGAAGGUUCAAAACUUGGACUUCCAGAUGAACUAGAUUUCAUGGUCAAACUAUAUUCAAUUCAAUACCAAUAUCUGGCUAGUGAGGGCUAUGGAGAGAUGGUAAGAGAUAAAGAAAAGAAUACAGAACUGAAUACAGAAAAUACACCAUAUGGUAUAUGGCUGUGGAAUAGACUGAUGAUCUACUGGAGUGAACAUCAGCAUCAAAAGGAAGGUAAACAUCAAAGAACUGAUCAUGAACCCGAGUUUCAGAUGCCAUUGCCUCCAGUGCGACACCCUGAUCAAACAACUUGUACAACCUGGAUCUGGUUAUAUAGUGAUAGUAUGUUCAAGGAUUUGGCAGUUUCAAUAGAUUUUGUCCCUGCUAUUGAAAUUAAGGAUUACGCCAUGAAGCGCUUUAUUGUUCCAAAAAUACCACACAAAGAGAGCACCAUCUCUAAAACUUUCACCACAGAGAAACUGAACCAACUUGGUCGCAUAUCCCAUCCAACGAUGGAGGUCGAGCUCCUACUCAACUUGGACCAAUACUUGAUGGAUGUGUUCAUAACAGCAAAGAGCCUACGAAAACCUGAGGUUUGUGGAUUCAAGAUGAAGAAUGACAAAGAUGAGACAGUUCCAAUGGGCGAGUACAUUACCAGCUACAGACUGAAAACUUCAUUUAUGCAUUUCAUAGAAGUGUUUAAAUUUUCAAAGAUGUCACUUGGCAAAAUGGUGCUGAUAGUCUAUGAAUAUCUAGAGAAAUGCCUCCAAAGGGGCAACCUUCCAUCAUUCUUUAAAGAUGAAUUGGAAAGACCAGUGAAUGUGCUGGCUGGAUCCAAGUUGAGUAAGGAAGGUAGCAUUCUGGCAGCAACGAAAAUGACAGAAUUUGUAAGGUGUUUGUAUGAAAGAGAUUUCUCAUCAGUUAAAGACUUGGAUUUAAAAGAGGAGCAACUUGCAAGAAGAAAGUUUAGGGCCAUUUUCAGAUAGGAAGACAGAAUGAACAUGAUGACUGGAGCCUGUCAAAUUCAGUCUGCAAUCUAGGCCAUAUCAUAUCCUUAUCUGCUAAAACUCAGCCUCGUUGCUAAAACUCAGCCUCGUUUUGGUACCAAUGCAUGAUAGUGCAUUGGUACUGCAAUGUACUACCUGUCUGAUAGAGAGUAGCCAAAUGAUUAUGUGUCACUAAAGUGUCCCCUGUGACCAUACAGUUACCCACAUCUGUUUCAAUCUUGCUGAUAUUGGAGAAUAGGUUACUCACUGACUGUUUAUGAUAUUUAUCCUCGAACAUAUUAUCCUAUUUAGCUCCAGUAGACAGAUUAAUAAUCCUAAAUAAUCCUGAAGGGUGUGGCUGCCCUUUUUGGGCGUGUUCUGGGAGGCUUAAAGAGCCUUGAGGGUGAAAAAUCCACUAGGCCUCUCUCUUGAUAUCUUGACUAAUGGUAUGCAAAAUGUUGAUUUCAUAUCUCAACUGGUCUCUGCUAUAUUAUUGGUUAUAGUCAUGAGGGGCAGGGUUCUAAAAUGCCAAUCAACAGAAAAAAGCUGUCGUCUUAGCGUAGUCUCAGCCAAUUAGCUCAGUAUCUAUGCACAUUUUGGCACAUAAUGAUGCCUUCUUUCAGAUGCAAGCGGUCUGAUGGCUUGAAAUUAAAAUAGUUCUGAGAAAUCUUGAAAUAAACAGUGGCUUGAUAGAUGGGGUCAAACAUGCUGAGAGACACAUGUUGGGUGCCAUGUUCUGUGAGGCUUAGAGUUCAAGACAGUUGAUGUAUGAUAUCCAUGGGUGCAUAAUGUCCUAAGGUACCAAAAUAUAGUCAUCUUAAACUGAAAUAUACCACACAUGAUGUAAAAUCAGUACUUUGUUGGUGCUCAUUUUGCAAAUCAGAGUUAAAAAUCCAGGACAUGACCUACUUCCUUGAUGCACAUUCUGUAUACCCUGCACGAGUAUGCAUGUGUCAGUUUAGGCGUUGGUGUAGUGGUUGCUAUGGCGAGGGCAUUUUCACCAUUAGUUAAGUUAGUUCAUUGUAGAGUUUGAAGUAACUAGUACAUAUACCUAAUUAAUAAUAUAUCCCAAAUGUCCACUUAUAUUAGUUAGCAUAGCCCCAUAGGUUUAUAAUAUUCAUGAAUUUUUUUAUCUUUCACCCAUGGGUGGAUGGAGCCCAUGUGGUCAGCAUGAGUUAGUUGUCCAACAGACAACAUGCUUGGGGUUGUUUCUUUUGGAUUGCUAUCCAGUCAUCACGGAUGCCUCUCUAUCCCGGAAUGGCUAUAUUGAGCGUGUCCUAAUUAGAGUCUGGCCUGCAUGUAAGCAGAUAUGCCACUCAGCGUAAACCAAACCGAGGCCAUCAGAUUAUGCGGGAACUGAUAUCAAUUACAUAUUCCUGGUCUGGAUCGUAGACUGAUUGGAUGUUUUACUACAAAGAGAGCAUCUUUACAUUUUGAGGGUAUUUGUACAGAGGUAUACCUUGACAUCAGAAGGACUCAAUCCAUUCAAAACUGCAUCAGAGGGCAUAUGGAACAGGUACAUAGUAACUCAUAUUGGCCUACGGAGGUCAAGUCAGAGGUUCCAGCUAAUACUUGCCCCCCAGUUUAUAGUAGAUUAGAACAGGCAAAAUGUGCAAACUUGUACUCUACACUGUACAUCAGCUGAUCAGAGCUUCCAACCUCUGCUGUAUGAAGAAGAUCUUAUUAACUAUCGAAUAUAUCCAACCCAUGACUCUUGGUAUUUUUACACUUUUAGCGUCUUACCCAAGUGUAAGAAGAUGAUGAUUGACCCAAUUUAAUCUGAGUAUUAGCAAACAACAUUUCAACCUGUGCUAGCGUCAGAACUAUUUCUGUGAAGACAAAAUAGUGCGGAUAUCUUACAGAUCAAAUCAUCUUAUCACAAGUGUUACUGCAAGUGUACCAACACUGUGGCAAUAUUUUGGACACUUUUUUUUAAUCAUCAGUAUUAUGGGAAGCAGUAAGGAAAUCGCAGCAAACCGCUUCACAUCGCAAGGUGCAUUUCAGCCAAUCCACUAGCAACAUGUUUGCACCCUUCAUACAGCCGAGAGGGUGCCACAAAUAAUCAGACUCUUGAAAUUUGCCAAAUGUGCAAACUUGGUCUAAUGGUGACAACAGAGUGUACAUGUUCACUCAGUACAAUCGAAAUUGGGACUUUGCUGUCUGUGUCAAGCUGUGGGCUCCAUCCCAAAUGCUUUUGAGGUUAUCUUGACAUCAUUACCAUAUCAUGACACGAUAUUUGAGCACAGUAGGUUUAUGACACCUGAGUACAGUAGAACCUCACUACUAAGGACACCCUCGGGACUGACAAGUGUUGUCCUUAAUAGAGAGGUGUCCUGAUUAGAGAGGUCAAAUUGAAUGGAAAGAACCAAUUUGGGACCAAAACUAGUGUCCUUAAUAGAGUGGUUGUCCUUAAUAGAGAGGUGUCCACUAAAGGAGGUUCUACUGUAUAUCAGUGUCUUUUGCUUGUAACAGAAAGUAGGAAUCCAAUGCUAGUAGCGAGGAAUAUUCUAUAGUCCUCGACCAACUGUUCGAAACUAAGCAAAUUACAAACUUGGUGUGAAUUUAUUAAACGUGGUGGCAUUGCAUUCAUAUCAGCCCAUUAGAUUCAACGUUAAGUUGAACGUAACCUAAAUGUAAAUGAUGCUUCCUUUCUUGUGCCAUUAUUUUAGCCUAUAAAUAGCACCCUCUCUAAUGAUAUGUUAGAUGUAAAUGAUGUUUCAACUGGCUGAGUAAUAAUAGAAAUGAGUGACAAAUAAUUUCUUGUUAUGUUAUGUUAAAUGCUUAUGAUGCUGCUUCUAAUUUUUCUGUAAUUAUAAAUGUAUGAUAAAUAUUCCAUAUUAUGUUGUGUUAGACUGAUACAAAUGAUGAAGCAUCAACUGUUUGAGAAAUCAUACCAGUGUAUGAUAAAUAUUCCAUAUUAUGUUGUGUUAGACUGAUACAAAUGAUGAAGCAUCAACUGUUGGAGAAAUCAUACCAGUGUAUGAUAAAUAUUUCAUGUUAUGUUGUGUUAGACUGAUAUAAAUGAUGAUGCUUCGACUGUUGGAGAAAUCAUACAAGUGUAUGAUAAAUAUUUCAUGUUAUGUUGUGUUAGACUAAUAUAAAUUAUGAAGCUUCAACUGUUUGAGUAAUCAUACCAGUUUAUGAUAAAUAUUUCAUGUUAUGUUGUGUUAGACUGAUAUAAAUGAUGAAGCAUCAACUAUUUGAGUAAUCAUACCAGUGUAUGAUAAAUAUUUUAUGUUAUGUUGUGUUAGACUGAUAUAAAUGAUGAAGCUUCAACUGUUUGAGUAAUCAUACCAGUGUAUGAUAAAUAUUUCAUGUUAUGUUGUGUUAGACUGAUACAAAUGAUGAAGCAUCACUUGUUUGAGUAAUCAUACCACUGUAUGAUAAAUAUUUCAUGUUAUGUUGUGUUAGACUGAUAUAAAUGAUGAAGCUUCAACUGUUUGAGUAAUCAUAUCAGUGUAUGAUAGAUAUUCCAUAUUAUGUUGUAUUAGACUGAUAUAAAUGAUGAAGCUUCAACUGUUUGAGUAAUCAUACCAGUGUAUGAUAAAUAUUUCAUGUUAUGUUGUGUUAGACUGAUACAAAUGAUGAAGCUUCAACUGUUUGAAUAAUCAUUCCAGUGUAUGAUAAAUAUUCCAUAUUAUGUUGUGUUAGACUGAUACAAAUGAUGAAGCAUCAACUGUUUGAGAAAUCAUACCAGUGUACAUGUAUGAUAAAUAUUUCAUAUCAUGUUGUGUUAGACUGAUAUAAAUGAUGAUGCAUCAACUGUUUGAGUAAUCAUACCAGUGUAUGAUAAAUAUUUUAUGUUAUGUUGUGUUAGACUGAUAUAAAUGAUGAAGCAUCAACUGUUUGAGUAAUCAUACCAGUGUAUGAUAAAUACUUGAUGUUAUGUUGUGUUAGACUGAUAUAAAUGAUGAUGCUUCUACUGUUUGAGUAAUCAUACCAGUGUAUGAUAAAUAUUUCAUAUCAUGUUGUGUUAGACUGAUACAAAUGAUGAAGCAUCAACUGUUUGAGAAAUCAUACCAGUGUAUGAUAAAUAUUUCAUGUUAUGUUGUGUUAGACUGAUACAAAUGAUGAAGCAUCAACUGUUUGAGUAAUCAUACCAGUGUAUGAUAAAUAUUUCAUGUUAUGUUGUGUUAGACUGAUAUAAAUGAUGAAGCUUUAACUGUUUGAGUAAUCAUACCAGUGUAUGAUAAAUAUUUCAUGUUAUGUUGUGUUAGACUGAUACAAAUGAUGAAGCUUCAACUGUUUGAGUAAUCAUACCAGUGUAUGAUAAAUAUUCCAUAUUAUGUUGUGUUAGACUGAUACAAAUGAUGAAGCAUCAACUGUUUGAGUAAUCAUACCAGUGUAUGAUAAAUAUUUCAUAUCAUGUUGUGUUAGACUGAUACAAAUGAUGAAGCAUCAACUGUUUGAGAAAUCAUACCAGUGUAUGAUAAAUAUUUCAUGUUAUGUUGUGUUAGACUGAUACAAAUGAUGAAGCAUCAACUGUUUGAGUAAUCAUACCAGUGUAUGAUAAAUAUUUCAUGUUAUGUUGUGUUAGACUGAUAUAAAUGAUGAAGCUUCAACUGUUUGAGUAAUCAUACCAGUGUAUGAUAAAUAUUUCAUGUUAUGUUGUGUUAGACUGAUACAAAUGAUGAAGCUUCAACUGUUUGAGUAAUCAUACCAGUGUAUGAUAAAUAUUCCAUAUUAUGUUGUGUUAGACUGAUAUAAAUGAUGAAGCUUCAACUGUUUGAGAAAUCAUACCAGUGUAUGAUAAAUAUUCCAUAUUAUGUUGUGUUAGACUGAUAUAAAUGAUGAAGCAUCAACUGUUUGAGUAAUCAUACCACUGUAUGAUAAAUAUUUCCAUAUAAUGUUUUGUAAGAUACCAAUGAAUGAUCAAUAAUUUCAUGCUCUGUUACAUUAAAUGUAAAUGAUGAUGAUGAUGGUCUUUUUGGGUAAUGAUAUUUUGAUGCGUGUAAAGUUUGUAGACUUGCCACCACAGCGGGGAAAUGAAUUUGUUUUGCCUUGGGCUGUUUGAAAUAUAGAAUAUACGAUCCACGUAAUGUCAUUCCCUAUUACAAGUGUAAACAAUGAUUUUAUGCUGUUUGAAUUAUCAUAUAUGUGAUAAAUUCUUAUGCUGUUUGAGUUAUGAUAUUGAUAAGCUAGGAAGUCUUUGUGGAGACCUGUUCACAAUGAAGCUUUUGUGCCUUGAUACAGAUCCUGGUUAUCAUAAGUGACAGGUGCUGCAGAAAAGGCACCAUUAUUAUAGUCCAUUGAUAAAUGUUAUGUCCGCAUCAUUUGGGGCUCUGGAGGGCGAAUUACUGGUCAGAUUUCUUUGAAGUUUGGUUUUUAUUGGUUUUCACCUCAAAACCAAACACGAUUUUUUACCUUAGUUACGAUUUUUUUUGUAUUUAUUUGUGCACACUGAUGUCCGCCCUGUACGGUUUAUUUCUAGACCAAUCUGUAUGAAAUAUAUUAAGGUUAUUAUUUUUUGUGUUCAUCUGACAUAAAAUUUAUGAGUGGACUAGUAUAGGAAUUGCGUAAAAAAUCAAUGAAAUUUCAAUUCCCCUGUAUUAAAACGAUAACUUUGCUGUUGUUUGUGUAACUGUAAUCGAUAAAUGAUCCCAAGUAGGCCUAUUGUUUUACAUGACCCAUAAACAAUAAUGCCUGUGCUAAACAUGCUAAAUGAAAUAUCAUAUGAAAUAAUAUUCUAUGUUGCACUUACUGUACAUGGGAAUGUUACCCUCUUUGUUUCAUCAGACAUGAUCUGAACAGGGAUCGAACUCAGAACCUCAGAGGUGAUAGGCACUGGUGAUAAAUUUGAACAACAGUCUUAUACUGCUAUGCCAAUCUGUCAGCCGAUAUAUGCCCACAAACAGAAAUAGAAAUACAAUCCAUAUAAGCCUAUGUAUUAAAUGGAUGAUCCUCUAAGCAACUGAACACUGACUUUCAAUAUUUUUUAUUACGCGGAACAUUUUCAAUAUUGUCAUGGUUUAUAUUAAGAAACUCUGUCAAACUUUGAAAAAUAAAUUGUAAUG